GAGCACACACACACGGUAUACGGCAUGAGCGAAAGCCCGCGGGGUCGUUCAUGUACAUCGUGCAGCUAAUUAUAAUAGUGUUCAAAAAGGGGGGUUGGCACCGGUGCAUCCGCGGUGGGGAUAGAGGGGGGCGGUCACCACCGGCCCUCACGCAUACUCUUCACGUCGCCCGCGGAACGACCGCCGUGUGUCCUGCACACACACACAUUGUUACACCGAACCAUACGGACAUACACACACACACAACUCCGUUGGAUUUACUACAAUUAGAAUCAUCAUCGACGAAAAACACUCGCGAUAUUAGUGACAUCAAAACAGUGACUUACAGUGCAUCGUAAUCAUCGAACAACCCUCGUAUAUACGACAUACAAAAAAAAAAAAACAGCGAAGAAUCGUACGCGCGCGUACAAGAAAUGUCGAGUUAAUCGAGACUAGUGGGUGGUGAUUUUUUGUUUUGGUUUCGUUGUUGGUUAGUUAUUUUUCUGUUGGUAAGAUGGAGGACGGCUGGGAGUCGCACGUUUCGCCGCUGAUGAUGGGCGUGGGUAUGCAUCAGGAGAUGCAUCAGGGCAUGGGCCAGGAGAUGUCGGGCGAUUUGGACGUGUCCCAGCAUCAGCACGAGAUGGGCGCGCAUCCGGACAUCGAGCAGGAGAUGCGCAUCAGGCACGCCGACGGCGCGGAUUAUUACUCGCAUCAGCUACUGGUAUCCGGACAGCCGACGACCGUCUCGGGUUCCUCGCCGGUAUCGGGCGGCGGUUCGCUGAGCCCCGGCGGCUCGGCGGGCGGACCGGGCGCCCUCUCGCCCGGCGGCACUUCGUCGACGGGCGGCGGCGGCGGCGGCGGGGGCGGCGCGACGCCCUGCUGCGAAUCCGGCCGGCCGCUCGUCACCGAUCCGGUAACAGGCCAGAGCGUCUGCUCCUGCCAGUACGAUUCGGCGCGACUGGCGGCGUUGCAGUACCGCAACGCCAGCGUCGGCGUCGGCGUCGGCGUCUACGGCGCCCCCUAUCCCUCCACCGAUCAGAAUCCCUAUCCGAGCAUCGGCGUCGAGAGUUCCGCUUUCUACUCACCUUUGGGGAACCCUUAUGCCCUUAAGGAUGCAGGAGGAGCAGCGGAUAUGUCGGCCUGGACGAGCGCAGGUCUUCAACCUACCACAGGGUACUACCCGUACGAUCCCACGUUAGCAGCCUACGGAUACGGCGCCGGCUACGAUUUGGCGGCGCGACGCAAAAACGCCACCAGGGAAUCGACGGCGACGCUGAAAGCGUGGCUGAACGAGCACAAGAAAAACCCCUACCCGACCAAAGGCGAGAAAAUCAUGCUGGCCAUCAUCACCAAGAUGACCCUCACCCAGGUGUCCACGUGGUUCGCGAACGCCCGGCGGCGUCUCAAGAAAGAGAACAAAAUGACGUGGGAGCCGAAGAAUAAAACCGACGACGACGACGACGCCUUGGUGUCCGACGGCGACGAUAAGGAUAAGGACGAUGACGAGAAAAGGGACGAUGCAGAUAUACACGGCAGGAUCAAAUCCGAACGAACUAAAGAUUUAGACGAUGACGAUAUGACCGAUGAAGACAGAAAAGACGAUAUACUAGGCGCCAGUAUGCAUCAUAUUUUAGGCAACGGCUUCGGCAUGAAAUCCGAGUUGAAAACAUCGGAUUGCGGGGUACCGCUGCCGCCUUCCAAACCGAAAAUCUGGUCGCUGGCGGACACCGCCGCCUGCAAAACGCCCCCGCCUCCGCCGUCGUCGCAACAAUGGCUCGGCGGCAACGGCUUCGCCCUGCCCAGCUCGCGCUACGCCGGCGGCGGCGGCGUCGUCGGCGGCGGCGUCGUCGGCGGCGGCUUCCUGUCCGGCCACUGCCAGCAGGGCUUCGCCGACGUGCAGACGGACACGCCGCCCCAGACGCCGCCCAGCAUGAAGCUGCCCAGCGUCGCCGGCAACCUGCUGCCCGGCCAGGGGGCGCCCUGCAUAGCGGCGCCCGCCGGCGCCGGCGGCGCCUACGCCCAGGCCGGCUUCCUCGGCGGCUUCGGACGGUUGCAGUCGCCCCAAAGGGCGCCGCCCCCGCCGCAGAACCAACUCGCCGCGCCGCCGGCCAACGACAACGCCGCCUUCAAACCUUUCUACAAAAGCUCCCAAAGCAUGAACGGAGGCUUCGUGUCGCCCGUUUGAGCCGCCCCCGACGAUCGGGCGUACGCCAGAUACGGAGAGAGCGCCUUCGACGACAACGACACCUCACGGGCAAAGUGCAAAACAAACAAAUAUACGAUGUGAGUGAAAAAUGAACAAAAAAAAAACAAACAAACACGAACUAAACGGCUCGCGCAAUACCGCAAUAUGUUGUACAUUUGUGUAAAUGCAUUUAUUUAUAUCUGUGAUAAAGAACAACAAAAAAAAAAAAACGAAAAGAAAAUUUAGGAAAAUAGAGGAGAAGAUGGAGACGCAAGAAAUGGGAGAGAAAUGGCCCGAGGAUGCUGUUCCGGUUGCGAAUCGAUAGGAAAGAAAAUGGAAAAAAAAAUAAACUAUUGCUCGCACUUUAUAUUUGUGUAAUUCAACCAGUCACGAGUUAUAAUAGUUGCGCGUACGAGGGGCGCGCGACAAGUCGAGAAUUUCCCCCGGUUGAUUUUUUACGUACCUGUUAGUAGCGCACGAACAAAGCAAUUAAUUAAUGAUUAAUUAUCGAUGAAUGAAUUCUCGACGCGUCGCGUCGCGACGCCUUCGUACGCGGUUAAAAAAAAAGAAGAAUAAUACGUAUUUCACCGAAAAGUCAUUCUAGUUGUAUUUCUCUGGAUUUUUUUUCCCUUUCACGUACGUUACACACAUACAAACACACACACGGAACACAAAGUUGAUUUAUUUUCUUCUUAUUGUUGCGAUUAUUUCCGUUCGAAUUAGACGAAUUGUUGUGUAAAAAGAUUUUUAUAAGCAUUUUACCAUAUCGAGGAUUUGUUAAGAUUCUAUUAUUAUAAAAAAAAAUAAAAUAAAAACUAACAUUAUAUUUCUUCUUCUGUUUGUUUCGGGCUGCGAGUCCGGCGAAUUAAACGAAAAAAAAAAAUAAGAGUUGUAAAUUAUUUUUAUCCGUUUGUACAUAGUUCAAUGUAUAGAUUAUGAUUGUCUUCAUUAAAAUAUUAACAGAGACUAUAUAAAAAAAAUAAUACAAUUGCGUUUUAUUCACCACCACCACCACCACCAUCAGGUAAAAAUCUACCCUUAAUCAUCGGUGUUCCCGCAAUUCCGAGAGCAGGUCAACCAGCAUAAAUAAUAUUAAAAAACCAACCCUCGCAUCGAGUACUAAAUUUUACCCUAAAUACGGCGAAGGAAGCUCCAGCAGUGGGACUGGCAGUGCUGCCAACCCCUCGCGGCGUAAUUUAUUACUGUUUCAGAACUGACUACUGCAUUGUUUAACUAAACAGCCAGCCGUAAAACGUCUAUCUACCGGUGUAUCUCUUUAUCUUCGGAUGUAAAUUUAGUGUUUAGUAUUUAUUAUAUUUAUUUUUCCACCGCCCGCUGAUCGGACGGUCCUUAAAACGUCCGCAAUUGUUCAAAACUCGAUCGCUACAGGGCGAUUGUUUGUAUAAAUUUACUCGGAAUUAUCGGUAAAGCGAUACCCAUUUGGUAAUUAGUACAGCUUCAUCGGCUGGUUUAAUGCUUAAAUAGGCUUUUUAGUAACUAAAUAAUUCCUUUUGUCGGGCGUUUUUUUUGACGAUUCGACAUCCCGGUGUCGAUAAACAAAAUGUUCGAAUGUUACAUUUUAAACGCCUCGUGAAUUUGAAUUUAUUUAUGGUAAAUAGAAAUAUUACUUUUCGAAUUCACCUUGUACAACGACGGGGCGCCGAAGACGAAAGGAAGUGCCCCUACUGAAAUAAGCUAUAAAAAAUUUAAAAUGUCAAUGGCUCGCGAGAGCGACCGCAAUUCAUCAUUUUUUUUUUCGUGUAUUUUAUAUUCAUUGACCGCCGGUGGAAUUUACGGUUUUAUGGCUACAGGGUGGACCAAUUUUGCGGUUAUAAAUAGUUUAAUUUGUGUAAAUAGGGUACAUAAAUGAUGUCAAUUUUUAUGUUGAACAAAGACAGAUUAUUAAGUUAAAAGUGGUUAAGGUGAGAAAGUUGCAAUUCCACACUCUUUCCUUUUCUUUUAUAUGAGAUUAGUGGAAGUUGUCUUUAUUGCACCAAUGGAAUAUAUUGCAUAAAAUAUUCCUGAAAUAUACUGCUUCACAAAAGUUAAGGAAGUUCACAAAUAUUGAGAUUAAUUUAAAAGUUGCAGAUUUUUUGAUCGUCAAAUUUAGUGUGAGUUGUAGAGGUGGGAGCAAAAAAUCCACUCAAAUAUGAGAAAAAAACAUUUAAUUUCGCAUAUUUGAAAAAUCGGUGAUCAAAAAGUCUGUAACUUUUAAAAUAAUCCCCAAAUUUCGCGAACUUUUGUGGAGCAGUUUAUUUUUUAGUGUAUCGAUUAUUUGAUUAAGCAACUACACUGAAAAAAAUGUCUUUAUUAAAUUUAAUUAACCACCUGCAGGACUAAAGCGUACAAAACUAAAAAUACACAUUGUGAACAAAGUAUAUAAACAUUAUAGACACAAAACGGACGUUUUUAAUAGUCCCCUUUCCUGAAUUAUCGCCCAAUAAAACCGUCUCACUGUUGAAAUACUUUUGUUGUUUUUACUGACUGGUAUUAAUUAUACGAAUAAAAGUUUUAUUUCUAUUACCAAUACAAAUAUCUUUAUGGCACUGUUAAGUGUACAUAUAUAUAUAUACCCCCGCCUUAUAUUAUAUACACUAUUUUUUUUUCUUCGUCCAUUCCAUCAUUCACGGUCGUAAAAAUUCGAGAUCACUUCUUCAUCUCUGCGCGAGAUGACUAUACAGGGAAAAAAAAAGAGUCACACACUGGGCCAGGGCCGGCGGGUUUUUACGAGCGAUUUACAGCCCUGGCGCCCGGGACAUCGUCCCGAUAUGUUCCUC
Molecule: messenger RNA, 4941 nt
Organism: Phyllotreta striolata
Lineage: Eukaryota; Metazoa; Arthropoda; Insecta; Coleoptera; Chrysomelidae
Source: the annotation of a GenBank genome assembly